This is a messenger RNA of Oppia nitens, 1628 nucleotides long. RefSeq lists its product as uncharacterized. Gene Ontology annotation, cellular component: nucleus. The coding region runs from base 282 to 1526 and encodes 414 amino acids. NCBI's taxonomy places the organism in Eukaryota, Metazoa, Arthropoda, Arachnida, Sarcoptiformes, Oppiidae. Gene Ontology annotation, biological process: DNA damage response. Gene Ontology annotation, molecular function: polyubiquitin modification-dependent protein binding; metalloendopeptidase activity; single-stranded DNA binding. The record is from RefSeq and is a predicted model, not a curated record. The transcript is spliced from 6 exons.
AGUCAACCAUUAAAACUUAAAAAACGUGAUUAAAUUUAUUAUAAAUUUUUAUUAUAAACUAUUGUUCAUUAGUUAGUUAUGAGUGUUAAGUAAUUUUUGCUUAUUAUAUUAGAAAUAGUGAUUUUAUUUGAUAAUUAAUAAAUUAAUAGAUUAAUUAUUAUCAACGACAACAUAAAAAAUUAAUUUAAUUAAAUUAUAAUUAUAUUUAUAGUUAAUAGUGAUAACUGAUUGAUAGAUAGAUAGAUAUAGAUUAGAUAGUAUAGGAUUAUAGAGUAGAAACAAUGGCCUCUAGGAUAACACCCGAUGAUUAUUUUGAUCUCAAAAAUCUUAAUAAUAUAAUCCAUGAAAUUGACAAAUCGGACAAAUAUUUUCCUAAAAAUAAUAAUAAUAAUAAUAACUAUAAUGAGGACGAUGUGGACAACACCGAUGAUGAGACAGACAACAACAAUACCGAUAAAAAUCGGGAUGAAGUAGUGGACAACAAUAACCGCAAACUGAGGCCAAUAGGGGUGAAUAAUACCGGAGAAGCAGCCAAUGAAAAGCCGAUUGCACCGAAAAUUGAUGGUAAAAAUGAAGUCAACAACAAAAGUCCCGUAAAGACUGUACCCGAAGAUGCAGUCAAAGAGUUAUCCGAUUUGUUUAACUAUUACGACAAGAAUUUCUUUGACAAUCAAUUUGCCAAAAAUAAAACGACUGUCCGCUGGUCGACCCGUAUGACCAAAAAUAUGACACGUAUUGUCAAAAUUGCGCCGAAAGACCCGAAAAGUAAAGUGCAGACAUUGGAGAUACGUUUGUCCGACCGAUUGUUGGCCAACAAAGACGACAAACGGGAGAAUCUAUUGGAGGAGACAUUGUUGGUUCAGAUGAUUAAAAUUAGCGGAAAAUUUGUUACCGAAAAAACUAAAAAGAAAUUGAAUAUAAAUGCUAACAAAACGCCAACUGAUAAGACAGUUGACUUGACUCCGGGAAACACACCAAUCAAAGUGAUUACCAUCGAAGAUAAGGCCAAUUAUGAUGACGAAUACUACGACAGCGAGGAUGAGUUGGACAGUAUUGAUGGCCAACAAUCGACGGCGGCGGCGGCGGCCGCACAUCCCGUACCCGACAUACAGGCUAUGUUUCGCCGAUACGAUGAAAAAUAUUUCGAUGGCGUACUGUUUGAACACGAAGUUGAAGUGUUUUGGAUCAACAAUAUGUAUAUAGCGGCCGGUAUUACUUAUCCCGAAAAUCGUCCUAAAUGUCGACCGAUUCAGAUAAAGCUUUCGCGACCACUGUUGAGAUUUGCCGGCGAAAAGCAGAUACGGGAGACACUCCUACACGAGAUGAUACACGCCUAUCAGUUUGCACUAAACAUUAGCGAUGCUCAUGGACCCGAGUUUAUCAAAAAGAUGCAUCAAUUGAAUCGUAUGGAAGGCCUAUCUAUAAGUGUCUAUCACAAUAUGGUGUAUGACCAGGAUGGUUUUUAUAGGGCAUGGAUCAAAAAUCGUAGGGCACGGGAAAAGUUUGCCGCAAAACAACAACAAUAAUAACAACAAUACUAAUGGAUAUAAAUAACUAAAUAACUAAUAAUCUCUAAUAUACUAAUCAUUUAUUACUAAAUUUUUAUUAUCCAUUGACUAUUUAUUAUC